AUGGGCGACGAAAAGCCGGUGGGGCCGGUGGGAGGUAGGACGAGAUUCGUUUCGCGCUUUCAAAAGCGGCUUCGCGCGCAGCGCAACUUUGGGUUUGCCACGAAAAGCGUCCCCAGUGGAAAUGGGGGCUACUGGGGCGGCCAAUUCACACCUCGCGGGACUACUUAUGUUUUCGUAAACGUAGUUGUGGCCCCCCGCUACGUCGCACGAGUGCAACCGGGUAGCGGGGGGCUAAAAGCCGCUUACGGACCCAGCCAGCAAAUCGCAAUCUUCACGGCCAACAAGGCAACGCUGGAGCCAAUGCGCGAACUGAUCGAAAGAACGUGCGCUGUGCAAGUUGGAGAGGAGCGAUUCGUCAUUGUGGACUGCAAGGAUGUGCCGGGGUUUGAGGCCGUUGAGCGAGGCGAGGCGGUGGAUACACUGAAGGUUGAGCCAGGAAUGGUCGAACUGGCGAAGCGCGUGGUCUCGAAGCACCCUGUCGUCGCUAUUCUGAUGGAGUGUACCGAGCUGCCACCGUACUCGGAUGCCGUGCGCGCGGCCACUGGCUUGCCGGUGUGGGACGCGCUUAGCUGCUGCGACUUCUUUGUCGGCAGCAUGAAGGACAACGACCGUUGUGGCAUGGCCGAUUGGCAGGAGGAGUGGGACAGGGAACAAGACUGGUACAAGUUUGGGCACGAGCUCAACACAGAAGAGCGUGGCAGGCUGGAAUCGUAUUUUUCGCAGUCUUCUCGACUGUCGAUCAUAAGAUAG
Molecule: messenger RNA, 750 nt
Organism: Emiliania huxleyi CCMP1516
Lineage: Eukaryota; Haptophyta; Isochrysidales; Noelaerhabdaceae
Exons: 2
Coding region: 1-750 (249 amino acids)
Source: RefSeq, a predicted model, not a curated record